Molecule: messenger RNA, 2006 nt
Organism: Meriones unguiculatus (Mongolian gerbil)
Lineage: Eukaryota; Metazoa; Chordata; Mammalia; Rodentia; Muridae
Gene: Zc2hc1c
Product: zinc finger C2HC-type containing 1C
Exons: 3
Coding region: 157-1737 (526 amino acids)
Source: RefSeq, a predicted model, not a curated record
GCUCCGGUCCCCAGGCAACCGGGAUAACCGAGGUGGACCGGAGAGCGCCUGCGCGGACGGCGGUUGGGUGAAGUCAGGUGUGGAAAACUAGGUCUUGGGGAUUUUCCCCGAGCAGGAGCGGCCCCUGAGCGCCUCAGGCUUCGGUCCAGGCCCUGAAUGGCUGAUCUCCAGUUGGCUCCACAUCUGCCUGUGGGCGUUAUGUUCCCACAUAAUAAAACAGAAGCUCCAGGGCUCCACUCAGCUAAGCGUGACCCUUUUGAACAGAGUGACUCUUCCCAGCGGUCCUCGAUGGGACAUUUGAGGAACACUCUCCAGCAGAAGCCUUGGAGCAACACGGAGCCGGAGCAGAAAGACGAUGCCUCCGCUCACCCCAAAAGGAACAUCUGCACAAAACCCCGCAGGCACUCCUGUCCCCACAGUGUGAGAAUCAGCCAGCAGGGCACAGGAAGCAAUCCCCAGGGCCAAGGAAAGGGUUUGUUUUACUUGUCAAGCCCUCAACCCCGGUAUCCCAAAGCGAAUGACCAGGACUUCAUUCCCUUCAGGAAGAAACGAGUUGGGGUGGAUCGGGCAUACCCACUGAAACCCAUGGUCCACCGGAAGUCACAUAGCACAGGUGAGGCAGACAGCGAUGGCGACCAGAAUGGCUACCCAAGACUCCCUGACUCCAGCGAGUUUUCAGACAGCAACUUUGGUUUGAGGAGCUGGGUGAAUUCGUCUGUGUUUGCGUCCGUGCAGGCAGAGAAGGUCAUGGCAGACCUCCACAGGACCGAGUGGUCGCAGAUCCAAAGACUGGAAGCGGCCGGGGAGAGUUUACAGAAGGAAAUCCGAAGAAAGGAGCUCCUCCUAAGGGAAAAGCUGAAGAAGACAGAGGAGGGUCUUCGAAGGAUCCAGAAGGAAAAGAAGGAGGCCAGGGAAAAUGAAGACAGGCAGCUACAAAGAAUGAUCCCACCUGCCGGGAGAGUUAGAGUUAGUAACAGGAACACCACACACGACCCCAGUUUAUCCCCGGAGCUCAGGUCUGAGGUGUUCAGAGGAAACGGGAGAGAGGACCAGACUUAUGAACAGGCCCAGGAAAACUCCAGUCCACUCCAGUUCUCUGAUUACGAAAUCCAGAAGCUCAAAAGGGAAAGGCUGAUGGCGAGCAACAACAAAAUUCCACAGCAAGACUCAGCAGACAAGUUCUCCCCACCUUCAGAGGAGCUGGGCAGUGAACCGCAGGCGUCAAGCCCGUCCGGAACGCCAGGCUCCUCAGCGCCAGGCUCCUCAGGGUCCACCUCCUCCACGGAGGAGCCAGAGCUGAGCAAGUGCGGCCACUGCGGACGAAUGUUUCUUUCACUCAGGCUGCAGAGACACUCCGCGGUCUGUGGCAGAAUGCAAGGGUCCAAGAGGAAAGUGUUUGACUCCUCCAGGGCCCGGGCUAAGGGCACAGAACUAGAGCAGUACUUGAACUGGAAGGGGCCAGCCACAGCCAAGGCUGAACCUCCUCGGAAGAGCACCUGGAGACAGAAGCACGAGUCUUUCAUCCGGACCCUGCGCCAUGCUCGACAGGUCCAACAGGUAAUCGCCAGAGGUGGAAAUCCCUCAGACUUGCCUCCCAUCCUGCCUGCAGAAAACCCAGACUAUGUCCAGUGUCCUUACUGCAGCCGCCACUUUGCUCCCAAGGUGGCAGAACGACACAUACCUAAGUGUAAGACCAUCAAGAAUCGUCCUCCACCUCCACGGAGGCAUGACAGCUGAGCGGACAAUGGCCAAAUCUGUGUUUCCCUUCAGCAGUAAACCAGAGAACAGGCGGUGUAAGGCAGGGAGAAAACAACUUUCCCAGAACUCGGUAUCUUGCAGAGCCAAACAGCCCAUGAAGGAGAGCCACUGCUACAUGGCAGGAGACAGAUGAAAGGCCCAGCUUCUCACUGACUCAGAACCUUAGCUGCAUGUUUAUGUUCUUGCCUGAAGAAGUGGUAGCUGAGGACCCUGGGCCAUGAGGCUGCAUUAAAGCUCUCUUUUCCUGA